GACAAUCAAUCAAGACGACCCAAAGCAUCUCAUCCUCGCAUUUCUGGGAAGCAGUAUUCUGACAGGAACAGUGCUAACUGGACAAAUCACCGUCAGAUCUCUCUUGGUUUGAAACCCUGUCAGAAGAGCGUUUGUUCAUCUAAACCAUCUCAACCUCAGGAACGACCAAGAAAAAGAAAAGAUGCUCGUUCUACAAUCGUACCAAUGUUUCCGGAGGCCUUUUGCUUGGGACGUCGAGAAUCAAAUAGCCAUGAUAAAUUGUUGGAUGACAUUUUAAUGAAUAGAAAAAUAGGUUUGAAAUUUGCAGGAGAAAGUCCUGGAAAACUUCGAUGAAGGUUACGAUUUUGUGUAGAAGGGCC
This is a messenger RNA of Actinia tenebrosa (Australian red waratah sea anemone), 359 nucleotides long. RefSeq lists its product as uncharacterized. The record is from RefSeq and is a predicted model, not a curated record. NCBI's taxonomy places the organism in Eukaryota, Metazoa, Cnidaria, Anthozoa, Actiniaria, Actiniidae.